GAGCGUUCCUUCCCAAGCUCGUUUCCUCGCUUCUUGCCUUCACCACGUCUGGAGACGUCGCAUCAGCUCAAGGAUUUCCUGUCCCCUCUUGAUUUGUGGAAAGGAGCUGAGAGAGGGGAUAUCACUUGCCUGCGACCAUACAGCCAGUAGAUGAAAAGCCAGAGGCCUCUAAUGUCAGCGUAAGUCUACUGAUCUACUGUUGGAGCAAAGCCAUUCAUUUCUGAGGGUUAGAAAGCUACGAGAUGGCUUUUGUACUAAACAAUUUAUAGCUAUGGACUUGCCAGAGGAGAGCCAGUGGGAUGAAACCACCUGCCAGCUGGCUGUUUGCCAGCAUCCACAAUGCUGGGCCACGAUCCGCCGGAUUGAGAGGGGCCACCCUCGAAUCCUGGGUCCCCCGUGCAAAACAGCUCUGAAUGAUGAAGACAAACUUCCAGUGCUCACCACUGUAAACAUGGCAGAUUCCUGCCUCUGGGCCAAGAGACGUGCUCAUCAUCAUUUAUCAGGAUUUACCUUCACCAGACCGUCUGCUCUACUAUGUCCAGGUGCUAAGUUUGACUCCAAACUCCAAGGCAGGCCUCGGAAGGACUUACCUGACAAAGAUUUAAUCGACUGUCCCGAUAGAUCUCCUAAAGUAAAUCACAGAUUAAAAAAGCUUUCAGUGCUGAAUUUGAAUGAGACACAACUUCCCAACCCUCAAGAUGUUAGAAAUAUGGUUGUAAUCUGGAUCCCAGAACAAACAGAGAGGCAUGUGAGUCCAGCUGAGAAGAAGCCUGUUCUUCGCAGCCAGGACUGGAUGAAGAGGAGAAUGAUCUCUACAAUGAAAGAUAGUUGGCUUUCCAGAAAGCAGAAAAUAGAGACACAGUUGGGGCCUCCAGGGAUGAUUGUGCCUCCGCCCUCGCCCAUACAAUUUCUUGAGCAACAGUCUGUACCUCUCUGGAACCAAUUUGACAUGUUACCUCAGGAUCUACUGAAGGACCUCUUGCCUAAUGAGGGGAAAACCAUGCCUUCUCUGGAGAUGAGGACACAGUUGGCCAUGAUGAAGAAGAAAGCUCCCCUAGAAAAGAGUCGACCCGACAAUGCCAUUUCCUCUAAGAUGUUCUUAACUGUACACCGCCUCACACUGCAGAGACCAGCAUUGAGAUAUCCUAAACAUUCAAAGAAAUUAUAUCACAACCUGAACACAGAAGGUCAAAAGAAGCAGCAGCAGUGGCAGCAGAAGCAGCAGCAGAGGAAGGUGAAAACCCCACCGAAGAGACAGGAGGCUAAAAAGAAAUCCAAGAGUGAUCUGGGGAGUCAGGACAUUUUGCAUAAACAUUCUGGUACCGUGGUGUAUGGCCCAUGCUAUGGUCACAGAACUCUACCAAGCCAAGAAAGUGACAAAAAGCAGCCACAGCAGACAAAGUCAGAAGAACCCACCUUGAGAAAGGAUUCCACAAAGAGGCCCCAGAUGGAAUACUUGAAGAAUCAUCUAGAUUCCUUCCCCAGUAAGGAUGAUCCCGAGUUAUCCAAGACAGAACCCUCUAACAAGGACAUCAGCGCUCAGGAGUGGGUUGUGCUGGGAUCCCAAGACAGGAGCUCAGAGGACCUCUUGGACGAUACAUCUAGAAGGUGGAACCCUGAGCUCAAGCUCCUGAGGAUUCUUCAGGCCACUGAGAAUGAGGAUGAGGAGGACCAGCUCUCCGAGUCACAGAGUGAAGAGUCUUUCUAGACCUCAGAGGACAACCUUAUUCCAGAGAAAGAUGCUUGAAAUCCUGGGGACAGAGACCUUGGACAUACAGACAGAAAGGAGAGGGGACUUCUGCUCCUGGGAGCCUUCAUGAGGGCCUCACUGUAGGGACUCUGCUUUCUUCAUUCACUUCUCCUUACCUCUAAAAUCAGUGAGGGAGAAAAAGCCUCCUCCCUUUUAAACUGAGGUUGUUUCUCUUUCAUUAGGGGCAGAAAAAUUUUAGUGAUUAAACACCACUGCUUAAGGAAAAGGCUCGUUCUGUUCCUGGGAGGAUGGGAGAGAUGUAUCUGCGGAUGUGUCUUCUGGGUCACUUUUAUCUCCCCUCUGGAGCACUGAAAGGUUUCUAGUCACAGGAAGAUGAGUUUUGGGACACCUGGCUAGCUCCUUCCAUUGGGCAUGCAGCUCUUGAUCUCGAGGUUGUGAGUUCA
Molecule: messenger RNA, 2154 nt
Organism: Neogale vison (American mink)
Lineage: Eukaryota; Metazoa; Chordata; Mammalia; Carnivora; Mustelidae
Gene: C9H9orf43
Product: chromosome 9 C9orf43 homolog
Exons: 15
Coding region: 272-1708 (478 amino acids)
Source: RefSeq, a predicted model, not a curated record